This is a messenger RNA of Lycium barbarum (goji berry), 1249 nucleotides long. RefSeq lists its product as uncharacterized. Gene Ontology annotation, cellular component: eukaryotic translation initiation factor 3 complex; cytoplasm. Lineage: Eukaryota; Viridiplantae; Streptophyta; Magnoliopsida; Solanales; Solanaceae. The transcript is spliced from 3 exons. Gene Ontology annotation, molecular function: RNA binding; translation initiation factor activity. The record is from RefSeq and is a predicted model, not a curated record. Bases 177 to 1052 code for a protein of 291 amino acids.
GUAAAGGUGCUAUUGAGAGGAGGAAUUGGCCUAAGUUUGGUGAUGCUGUACAUGAAGACGUUGGUGCUAGACUUACUAUGGUUUCUACUGAGGAAAUUAUUCUUGAACGACCUACAGCUCCUGAAAAACAGAAAAGAAAACCCUAACCCUAACACGAAAUCGGAAAUCAUCAAUCAAUGGCGGUGGAAGGAAAAAUGAGAUGGGGAGAAUUAGAAGACGAUGCAGAGGACUUAGAUUUCCUGUUGCCACCGAAACAAGUAUUUGGACCAGAUUCAAAUGGGGUAAAGAAAGUAGUGGAAUACAAGUUUAAUGAUGAAGGUAACAAGGUGAAAAUAACAACCACAACACGUAUACGUAAGCUUGCUAAUGCUAGGCUCAGUAAAGGUGCUAUUGAGAGGAGGAAUUGGCCUAAGUUUGGUGAUGCUGUACAUGAAGACGUUGGUGCUAGACUUACUAUGGUUUCUACUGAGGAAAUUAUUCUUGAACGACCUACACCUCCCGGUUCCAACAAAGAUGAAGCUAAAGCUAGUGGAGACUCAUUGGCUCAAAUUGGGAAAGCAGGGGCUGUUCUUAUGGUUUGUAGGACCUGUGGCAAGAAGGGUGAUCACUGGACAUCAAAAUGCCCUUUCAAGGAUCUUGCUCAGCCAAGUGAAACCUUCAUGGAUAAGCCACCUUCAGCUGAAGCGCCUGCUGCUGGUGGGGCCGGUUCUCAAAAGAGUGCUUAUGUUCCUCCGAGCAUGAGAGGUGGUGCUGCAGAGAGAGCAGGUGGUGGCGGGACUGAGAUGAGAAGAAGGAAUGAAGAAAACUCUGUUAGGGUCACCAACCUUUCUGAGGACACUCGGGAGGCUGAUUUGUUGGAGCUGUUCCGUCCCUUUGGUCAUGUCAGCAGAGUGUAUGUUGCCAUUGAUCAAAAAACGGGAAUGAGCAGAGGAUUUGGUUUUGUCAACUUUGUCAACAGAGAAGAUGCCGAUAAGGCUAUAAACAAGCUCAAUGGUUAUGGUUAUGACAAUCUCAUUCUUAGAGUUGAAUGGGCUGCUCCAAGAGCUACUUAAGUGUUUCGUUCCUUGAACCAACACCGCGUUAUUUAACCUUACUAUUUUAGGAUAAUUUCAGAGACCUUUCCUUACAUUUGGUUUUGUAACAUUAACUUACCUUGUGAUUUACAAUAUUACGUUCACUUCCCUUAUUUCAAUCUUGUGUAACAAUUCUUAUAACCUAUUUGUGUUUAAUGUAAAAAAUUAUGAACCGA